AUGGAGACAGUGAUGAGCGAGGCGCCGCAGUCGUCUAUCAGGAAGAAGGAAUACGAGGCCAAGAUGGCCGAGAUAAAAAGAAGGCAAGAAAAGGAAUUUAUGGAGAGGAAGAAGAUCAAUGCAAAGUAUGCAGAGGAGAUGACUGAGAAACUUUUGAAUAAGUACUACCAGCAGGAAAGAGAGAUUCUCGAAAAGAAGGCAAGCAUGCAGAACGGAUUCUAUGUUCCUAAGGAGGCGGAGUUUUUUGUGGUUAUCCUGAUAAGAUCCAAGUGCAAGUGCUCGCCCAAGGUUAGAAAGGUCCUGGAGCUUUUCAGGCUGAAGAGGAUCAACAGCUGUGUGUUUGUCAGAAACAACAAGUCCACAAAGAAUAUGCUGCAUAUAAUCAAGGACUAUGUUGCAUUUGGGACAAUUGAGAUGGAGUUGCUGAGAGAGCUCAUGUACACAAGGGGAUCUGGCAGAAACGGAAUGUCCCGUGUCAAGCUCACAAACGAGUUUAUUGAGGAUAUGUUUGAUGGGAAGAUCAAGUGCAUUGAGGAGCUUGUGCACCACAUCUACAACGGAACCGAGAUGUUCAAGGAUGUCAAUAAUUUCCUAUAUCCAUUCCAUUUGUCUCCACCGCGUGGGGGAUUCAAAGGCCAGAAGUCCAGGAGCUUCAACGAUGGAGGCUCUACUGGAAAUCAUCAAGAUCUGCUAGGCGAUCUCCUCAGGAGGAUGAUUUAA
Encephalitozoon hellem ATCC 50504 is the source of this 720-nucleotide messenger RNA. RefSeq names its product 60S ribosomal protein L7. Bases 1 to 720 code for a protein of 239 amino acids. Gene Ontology annotation, molecular function: RNA binding; structural constituent of ribosome. The record is from RefSeq and is a predicted model, not a curated record. Gene Ontology annotation, cellular component: cytosolic large ribosomal subunit. Gene Ontology annotation, biological process: maturation of LSU-rRNA from tricistronic rRNA transcript (SSU-rRNA, 5.8S rRNA, LSU-rRNA). NCBI's taxonomy places the organism in Eukaryota, Fungi, Microsporidia, Unikaryonidae. The transcript has a single exon.